AUGGCCGCGAUUACUACAACUCCUUUCACAGAAAACCAACCAAAUGUUGGUCUUGAGAACAAAGCUGGAGAGAAAGAAUGUGAAGAAUUUAGCCAAGAAUGUAAGAGCUUGCUUCGCUCUCUUCCCAAAGAGAAGGGUUGGAGUGUUCCUUACAUUUAUCUCUAUCAGGACAUUUGGUUUUCACCAGCUCGAAUCCAAGCCAUAUACACUUUUCAAAAGCAAUUCCAAGCAAAAGAUAGUGAUAUUGUUAUAGCUUCCUUACCAAAAGCUGGCACUACUUGGUUGAAAGCCCUUGUUUUUGCCAUAGUAAGUCGCAAUCGCUUCUCUCCUUCACAAAAAAACCAUCCUUUACUCAUCUCCAAUGCCCAUGAUCUUGUGCCUUUCUUUGAGUUCCAUCUUUAUGACAAAGAGAAGAAUCCAGAUCUCUCUAACUUGCCAGAACCAAGACUUUUCGGCACACAUGUUUCAUUUCAUUCUUUGCCUGAUUCAAUUUCCAAGUCCAAAUGCAAGAUAAUCUAUAUAUGUCGUAACCCCUUUGACAAUUUCGUAUCUCUGUGGUUUUUCAAGAAUGCAGUUGCAGCAUCAACAUCGCUCAGAUUAUCUUGUGAAGAGGCGUUAGAGAGGUAUUCCCAGGGAAUCAAUGAGUUUGGUCCAUUUUGGACCAAUAUUUUGGGUUAUUGGAGAGAGAGCAUAGAGACACCAGACAAGGUUCUGUUUUUAAAGUAUGAAGAUUUGAAAGGAGAUAUCAAGUUCCACUUGAAAAGAAUUGCUGAGUUCUUGGGUUGCCCAUUUGACUCGGAGGAGGAAGGCAAUGGUGUUAUUGAAAGCAUUAUUGAGCUGUGUAGCUUUGAGAAGAUGAAGGAAUUGGAAGUGAACAAGAAUGGAAAAAUAUUGGAAAAGUAUGAAAACAAGGUCUUCUUUAGGAAAGGUGAGGUAGGUGAUUGGGUUAAUCAUUUUAAACCUUGGAUGGUAGAGAAAUUGUCCAAAGUGGUAGAAGAGAAGUUGGGUAGAUCUCGUUUAUCCUUCUAA
This is a messenger RNA of Neltuma alba, 1029 nucleotides long. RefSeq names its product cytosolic sulfotransferase 15-like. The coding region runs from base 1 to 1029 and encodes 342 amino acids. Gene Ontology annotation, molecular function: sulfotransferase activity. NCBI's taxonomy places the organism in Eukaryota, Viridiplantae, Streptophyta, Magnoliopsida, Fabales, Fabaceae. The transcript has a single exon. The record is from RefSeq and is a predicted model, not a curated record.